AUGCACGCUCCAACCGCACUCAAGGUCCUGGCCGGCCUGCUGGCCGUGGGUUCGACAAACGCGAGAGCGCUCACAGACAGGAGGGCCGUGGACCCCAGCAACCCCGUAGACCAGACGACACAGACAACGCAGAUAGAAGAGAGAAACGCCUUCCUAGAGGGUGUGACCUGCGGCGCCUGCAUCUACAAACUUGGUACGGGCGUCGAAAAUAAGCUCCCACUCACCUACGAGUCAGUAUUCCACAACGGAAAAGUCAGCGAGGCGGCAAAGAUCACGUUCACCAACGUGGCCGGCAGGGAGCUCUGCAAGGAGAUCUCCAUUCCCUUCACCACCGACCCCGCCACGGGCGAGAACAAGAAGAUGUGCACGGCCAACGACAAGGAUACCAAGGCCAACGCGGACGAGGCGGCCGCCAUGAGCAAGAACCCGAAGGCCAAGGGGAUCUUGGAGAGCAUCGAAAAGAAACUCGGCGAGUUAACCGGCGCGCAGGCUCUCAGGCUGCUUAAGAAGGCCGGUAUCAUCCUCUGA
Anthostomella pinea is the source of this 528-nucleotide messenger RNA. NCBI's taxonomy places the organism in Eukaryota, Fungi, Ascomycota, Sordariomycetes, Xylariales, Xylariaceae. The record is from the annotation of a GenBank genome assembly.